CUACUUUGCUUAUCCCUACUAAAUCAAUAACUACUGGGGGCAUCCUAUCCAGAAUCGACUUUCGGCAAGGAUUUCGCCGUAUAAAGCCUACAGAGCUCUAUCUUACGAUUGUGUCCAGCUAGAAGCCGUGGUUGAGUUGCAAAAGCUUGAUCAAAUCAUCCCUCCUACCUUAGAUUUCACAGCAUCCAGUGGAUCCCGGUUGGAUGGGUCGUCCUGACGAACGUGAAUCUCUGUGCUCCCGAUAACCGUCUUUUUAUACUCAGAGUCGGACUCGGUUCUGCGACUUUGCGAUCCGUUUUUGCUGCCCAAUCGCUCUUAAGGCUGGGUAGAUUGCUUCGAAUUGGCGCCUCGUUCAACUGGACAGAUUGAUUUUUUGAAUUUUGUUUUUGUUAUCGCAGUCUCCGAUAGAUUUUGUCGAAAUUUUGAUACUAUCCCGAGAGUAAUUCUUUGGCAAAGCCUUAGAAAACUUUUUCUUCCGCGAUCCGUCAUUCUUGAACGCGCGACAGUCACGCAAAACCUCUAUUCAACAUCGUCAGUUCGUGAAGGAUUCCAAGUGCAUUGUGCUGUGAAAGUUGUGUGUUUAGGCUUCACUUGACGCCUCAGGAAAUAUGCCGUCCAGCAGACACGAUGUACCCGCUCUUCAGACACCGGGGGAGUUUGGUUCGUCGAGGAUUAAAAUCGACAACCUGUUGAACCCGAACACCGAUAGCGAACCCUUUCCGAGACAUUUGUCCGGGUCAUGGCAGGGAACAUAUCACCAUUACUACCAUCAUCAUCACCACCACCACCACCAUCCCGAUCGCUAUCCACAAACUACUAGCAGUCCUCCACCACUUCAGCUCCCUCCGUUUAAAUCAAUACCAUACCCCAAAAGUAACCUGUCUCCCAUAGACACCCGCCCCGACAGAUCGGUCCAACGCUCUGGAUCUGCCAGUUCUUCACCAUCACCGUACCGAAGGGACCGAUUUCCUUCUGUGUCAAGUGGCUCCUCUACAAUCGUUGAGCGGCGUCGUCCACCGCGGCCAAAAUACGAAGAAGAAGAGAUGUAUUUUAUCUGGUAUCACCGUGUCGAUUUGAAUCAGGAAUGGAAACAAGUCCGGGAAAGCUUUAAUGCCCAGUUUCCCAACCGGCAAAGGAACGGAUUUCAGGGAAUUCAGUGCAAAUACUAUCGGUUUAUCAAGGAGAAGAAAUGCCCUACGCUACGAGAGCAGCGAAGAAUAAGAAAUGGAGACGGUGGCGGUAUUAAGCAUGGACCCAAUGAUGACUCCCCCGCGUAUGGAGUUAUUCGAUGGUGCCGUGUUUGGUUUCCUUGGAUGAAAGAGCCCCCUCCCCCAGGGCACGAAUGA
Messenger RNA from Coccidioides posadasii C735 delta SOWgp, 1346 nucleotides. RefSeq lists its product as uncharacterized. NCBI's taxonomy places the organism in Eukaryota, Fungi, Ascomycota, Eurotiomycetes, Onygenales, Onygenaceae. The record is from RefSeq and is a predicted model, not a curated record.